UACAUUUUAUUUCUUCAGAAAUGAAUUCAGAAUACAUGAAACUGUUCUUGAUUUCCGUCCUUUUGGGGAGUAACUAUGCUAACGAUGGGAUCUGUAGCAAUAACACAGUUAUUCCAAAAUGUUGCACGAGCUAUAUGUACGAUGACACAUUGCAGCAAUGUGUAGCUUGUAUUGGAAGGUUCGGUGACAACUGUACCCAAAGUUGUCCUCUCGGAUACUAUGGACGACGGUGUAAUGAAACUUGUAAUUGUAAUUUCACCGUUUGCGACGAAGUGACAGGAUGUUUCAAAGCUACAUCAGAUCAAACUGAAUUAUAUGAGAAUAUAACAUUCAGGGAACUGGAUUUGUGCAAACCAAAAGAUUCAGGAUUGAUUCUACGUCAUACCUUGACCGCAUCAGUAUUCUUCCUUUCCCUACUGAUUGGCAUAACUAUAACCAUCGCCUGCAGACUGAAAAGAAAAAACGAGACCAGAAUCCCCGUUGUCAGCACAAAAGACAGCUUAAUUCAUGAUCGCAAUACUUGCGCCUCGUCAUCGAUCUAUAUCGAUGUGAUACACCCCAGAACUACACCAGUUCGGGUCGUGGAACAAAUAGACCAAACAGAGUACUCGGAAAUAAACUGAGGCAAACUGUUCCCAUAAACUACCAAAGAAUAAGUCUGAACAGGAUGUCUGUUAUAAACCGGAUGACACAACUAAAGUUUCUCUUAGAUUUAACAAAGAAUAUGUUUACUACAAAACAUUUCUAGUUGUGCUUUCCAAUAGCUGUCACUGUAACAUUAUAGAUAUUGAUGUUGAGGUGGCUGACUUUUUGUUUUAAUUGCGCAUGUUUUUGCGCAAUAUAGUAUAAAACAUGGUACUUAUCCUUUUAAAUAAAUGUUUCGCUACCAUUUAUGAAUUGAACACAAUAAUCAAAAUAUAGUUAAAAAUAUUAAGAUUUUUUAGGAAAAAUUUUAUUUUUCAAACAAUUUUCCGUUGUUUGGUAGGUGACACUGAUAUUGUGCUUUCAUGACGUUAUGGUAAUAUGAAGAUUAGUAAAUGAACAAUAUUAGAAAAAAUAAUAAAAGUAAAAAGGUUACCCAUUGCAAAUAUCAGGGUAAUUGUUCUGUAUUUUUGAAUAAUUCAACCGUACCAAUUUAUAUUUGUAAUACUCCAAAUGUAUCAUAGCAAAAUAUGGUGCAUAUUGAUAUUAUUGAUAAUAUAUUGAUAUUUUGAGAAAACAAUUAUAAAAAAGAACGUUAUAAAUCAGAUGAUAGAAUUUGAUUUUUUUUUUUUUACAUAUAAGGUAAAAAUUGAUAUUACAUAUGAAAUAUUACAAUUUGAGAAAAUCUCUAUCAAAGCAUUUUUAAAAUCUGCUUCGAAGUGCGAAAAUUGACAAAUCCUCUGAAUCAUUAUUGAAAAUGUAUCAGUAUUUUGAUAUGGCCCCCAACAAAACAUAGACGGUAAAUUUUCUUGAAACGUUGCAAAUACACUCGAGCUUGUGUAUAAUAUUUAAUCAAGGUUUAAAAUAAAGAGUUUUCCUAUAAUUGUUGUUGGUGCGCUUUCUUGAAUAACUGUUUACAAAGUUUUUAUCUUUCAACUGAAACUUUUUUAUUUAAACUAAAUGUGUCCUUCCGAUUAUUAGUGUUUUGUUUCCAUCCUGAAUUAAAGGGAAUGUCUAUUAUUUCAAGUUGAUGGUUACUUGAUAUAUAUUGAAGAAUUACAAUGCAAUAAUUUUGAUGGCAUAUUCAAACAAACACAUAUAUUGAUAAAUUACCGAGAUUUAUUCAGAAUGGACAAAUAGUAAAUGUAUAUCUUUUCUUGAUAUCAAUGGUUAUAAAACAUUCAAUGAUAAGGAAGGCUGGGUGGUCAACAAACUACUUAUUAGAUCUACUUUAAUUAGGUAGUAUUUCUUUCAUCAUAAACCUUUAUUUAGUUUUGAAGAUUUCAAUUCUUUAACUUUACAAUUAAAAUUUUCCUAUUAUCUAUAUUCAGAGACCUUUCUCUAUGGAAAAUUAAUCGUGAAAAGAAACUCUUUAGCUGAGGCGUUCAUGGCAUUAAAACUGACUGCUGAGAUUGGUAGCUUUGUUAGGUAUAU
Messenger RNA from Magallana angulata, 2076 nucleotides. RefSeq lists its product as uncharacterized. The transcript is spliced from 7 exons. Bases 21 to 623 code for a protein of 200 amino acids. The record is from RefSeq and is a predicted model, not a curated record. NCBI's taxonomy places the organism in Eukaryota, Metazoa, Mollusca, Bivalvia, Ostreida, Ostreidae.